Molecule: messenger RNA, 10302 nt
Organism: Plasmodium knowlesi strain H
Lineage: Eukaryota; Apicomplexa; Aconoidasida; Haemosporida; Plasmodiidae
Product: translational activator GCN1, putative
Exons: 2
Coding region: 1-10302 (3433 amino acids)
Biological process (GO): cellular response to amino acid starvation; regulation of translation
Cellular component (GO): cytosol
Molecular function (GO): protein kinase regulator activity
Source: RefSeq, a predicted model, not a curated record
AUGGACAGCGAAAGCGAGAACGAACAAGGGAAGGAACGUGCGAAGGAGGAGGUGAACAACAUGAAGGAGGUACAGGAAUUUGUGUUCUUCAAAAAGGGGAAGGUAAAGAGGGAGCAUAUAGAGCUAGUUAAAAGUAACAUAGAGGAUAUUUUGAACGGAGAUAAUGAGGGUCUGUUUGGGUUGCUUAAUUUGUUGUUUUUCAUGAAGGAUGCUAAUUAUGUAAAGAACAAUUUAUGCAUUUGCCUGCACCAGUUAUCCAGAGCAUUGAAUGAAAUAAAUGUGGAGGAUGUGAAAAAGAAGGUUUUUAAAUAUAUAGUGAAAAAGUUAGAAUGCGGGAAAUACAGUUAUUUCGAUAGAGCCCUUUUUUGUAAGAAAUUUCUAUCAUUCUGUUCAGCUUAUGAAGAUAUAUCAUCAGAAUUGAGGAAUGUAGAAUGCUUCCAUGAUUUAUUUGUAAAUUGUUUAUCGUUUUUAGAUAGCCUCUUCUACAGUAAUGAUAAGUUGAGCGAGCUGAGCCACAAAUUUCGUAUGGUAAAGAAGGGGGCCAUCAAAAAGUUAAUGGUAAUUUUUUCAAACAUAUGUAAUAUAAAUAAAAAUGAAAAGGGUGAGAAGAAAGAGUGGAAGAAGGCUACUGAUAUGAUGGGAGGGGAAGAGUUGGAUUACAUACUAAAUAUGUACGCGAAGGAGAAAUAUUUUUUCUAUCUAAUUGUAGAAUCAUUUGGUCUAUUUUUAUGUAAAAAUAGUGAAAAGAACAUUUUGGAUAGAAAAAAAUAUGUAGACAGAUUUACCAACAAUUUUAUUAAUCUUUUAAAUUCAAACAAGGAAAUUUUACUAAAAAUUAAUAGAUCAUUUAAGUACAUUUUUCAAAAUGGAAAAGAUGAUAAAAUAUUCCAGAGCAUCCUCAAUCAUAUUCAUAGGUAUGAUGAAGUGGCCUUAAUCAAUUCGUCUCCUUUUUAUUAUUACUGUGAAAUAUACACCAAGGAACACUUUUACACUUUAUUAGAAAUAAUAAUAAACAUGAAGAAAAAUAAAGAUGUAAAGAAUUGUAACAUUCUAUAUUUUAUACUGUUUUAUAAAUUUCACAUAAAUAAUGAGAAUGACUCCGUUUUGAAAAUGCUAAUUGAAAGAAACGAAAAAUUAAAUAUUGUGAAAUUCGACGAGAAAAUCACAUUUUUAAAAACCGCCACGUAUUUACUUUCUACUAAUAGAAGCAAAGAAAUAAAGGAUAUUGUUCUGGCCAACAGAAAUAUGAUAACGAAUUAUCUAAAGAAGGAUUUAAAUGAAGAUGUCAAAUUGGAGUGUCUAAUAUUUUUGCGAAAUUUCGGCAGUAUUCUAAAAAAUGAUAAAGAUGUGUAUAAAACGUUUUCACCACUAGUUUUAGAAAUUUUGGAAAAAUAUGGAAAGAAUAACGACAAGUUUUUGCACUACUGCUUGUUGUUUUUUAUCGAUUUGGUGGAUUCCAUCGAGGUUAAUGAAAAGCUGAUUUCCACUUUUAAGGCUCACUUAAAUUUUUGCUUAACGAAGCAAAUUUUAAAAUAUAUUUACGGGACCAACUUAUUCUUGCUCCUGUACAUAAAGAAUAAACACUCCUCCAGUGGUGUCACCAUUAACAACCACAUUAAUGAAAUUUUGUUGAAAAGUUUGUACAACCAAAGUGAACUUUUCUACCUGUAUGAUAUAAUUGAGUUGAAGAAAAUUCCUCCUAACAAAUUCUUCUUUUAUGUUUAUUCGUUUGUGCUGCUUCUGCACUUCCUUCUGCAAGAGGAUAAGAAGACACUAUCAGAUUAUGUAAAUGAGAUGAUGAAAGAUUUUCCCACUUUUAUUUACUUUGACCAGUUGGCCAAGUCGCACGUAUUGCCCGUGUUAUUGGGGGAGAAGAACACGAAAGCCGAGGAAGAAAAAAAGAAGAAGGCUCCUGCAAUUGCUCUACACGAGAGUAAAAAGGAAUUAAUGAAAAAGGAUAAUCCCAAAAAUAAGAGGGACCAUAUGCAUAUGUUGAUGCUUAUGACUGUGCUGUGUUUGUUGCACUACUUGGAGGGGAAGAAAUUCGACAAAAACGAAUACAGAAAGAAGAAUGAAAAAAAAUUCCACACCUAUUUAUUGAGCUUAAAAAGGGGAGGAAUUAUUAACGAAGAAAACUGUGAGUACCAAAGUUAUGUGGACGACUUUGACAUGCUUUUGGACAUUUUACUUAUGCAGAAGGAAGUGUAUCAAGUACUGUUACACUCGUUCUAUGUGUACCUUUACCUAUAUUGGAACAGUGGCCCUCGAUUUAGAUACGACAAUGGGUACGUUCUGAGGCGGUUUGUAUUUAUUCUCUUGUCAUAUAUGGACAAAAUAGAAUUGGAACCAACGGAAAAGAACAGUUGUUACUUCCUCUUGUUGCUAUGCUUAUGUCAUCCGUGCAUAUUUUAUAAAAACCUGAGGAGCUCUGUAAGUAGGAGAAGAAUGAAGAAGUAUAUAUGUGGCAGAAUAUUGAGCCACGUGAACCUAGAUACGGUUAUAGCUUUUAUCCUGAAAGGUUCUGAUUACUACAAUAAUGAGUUGCACAAGAGUGUGUGCUUACAUUUGAUCGAGGUGUUUUACAUUUGGGAAAUUUCACCAUCGUGGGAGAAGAGGCAUGUUACAGAAGGGGGCGAGGUAGAGGAAGAAAAUGUUUCCAUUUUGACAAAUAGGACAGAUAGCGCAAUUGUUGGAGAUACACUUGAUAAGGAGAAAGGGAAAAAAAAAUACAAAAGGGUAAAAUUCGCAUUUGGUGAUGAGUCGAAUUGUGAGAAGAACUAUUCAGAGAUGAUGAAUGGGGAUGAUGGACGAAACUUGGUAAGGUUACACGAUCAUGAAGUUAAAAGGAAACUAACUGAUUUUACGAGCAAAUUGAUCGACAUGCUAGAUGAUAGUAGCAUACAGAAUGUGAAGGAGGAGGAAAUCGAAAUUUGCAAAUGCCCAUUUAACUCGCUGUACGUGGAUAAGAAUGUGUACCAGCCAACCGUCGUUGUUGAGAGCAAAAAUGUGAAGAGAAAUAAGCAUCUGUUCUCUAUGUAUGAUGAAGAAACUGCGGAAAUGAUCAUGAAGGAAGAGCUGAACAAGAGCAAAAAGACUACCGCCAACAGUAGUACAAGCCCAACGAAAGAUAAAAAAGGAAAUAAAAGCAAAGAGCUAACGAAGGAAGACCUAGAAAUGGAAGAAAUAAAGAAACAAAACGAGAUCAGAAUAAAAGUACAGGGAAUAGUGGAACGAAAUAAAUAUAUCCUGCAGUGUAUUAAAAAAAUGAGUUACAUUGAUGAUAUUUACGACACCAAGUAUAUAAAUCUCUUUAUUAAAAAAAUUAUGGCAUUUUUGAAAAACGAUUUAACUAGCAGAUAUUCACAGGCCUAUUUGAAUAAAAUAAUUCAGAACAUGAUAAGCACAAAAUUGUUAACCUGCAAAAAUAAAAUAACCAGAUGUUUAUACAAAAUAAGUAAGUAUAACAAGGCAGACGAAUCAGCAAUUAUCAUUUUCAGCUCUUUUAAUAUGAAUCAAAAGAUAUCCUACGUAUUGACGUUAUUUUUAUUCCCUAUAGUACUACACAGUAUUAACAUAAUAAAUGAUAAGGAUGCAACUUUGAAUAUUAUGAAGACGUUGGAAAUUCUGCUUCAUUCAAAAACAAAAAUUAAUGAUGAAGAUGCACUCAAGUGUUUACAAAUUUCGUUUGAGAAGUAUCCUGAUCUGGACAUUGAAUUGGAGUCCUUCCUUGAUAACUUCAAUUCGUAUUUGCUAAGUGAAAAAAAUGUAAAGGCUCUCCUCGAGCUCUGCGUAACAGACAAUGAAAAACGUAGGAAUGUUAUCAUUAAAUCCUUGUACAAAUUUGUAAAGAAUGAAGAUAUCAAAGGGGAUAAAGACUCAUUGGACACCAUUUUUAAAAGCGAAUUUAUACACCUACAUAUGAAUAUUUUCUUGAAUGAUUACAACGAAGAGACGCAAGAAUGUUGCGAAGAAAUAAUUCGUACAUUGGGAAUUGCUCCCGUGUCAGAUCAGUACAAGCUAAUAGAUUUGCUACAGAAAGAGUGCAGCGAUUUUCAAAAUAUGAUCUGUAAGGCUAUCGUGGGGUCAACGGAUAGGAAAAAAACGAAGGAACUACUCUUACAACUAACAUCCAAAUAUAUAACGUUUAAGGAGUAUGGAAAAAUUGGUAUAUUGAAAACGAUGGAAGAGUUGGCCAAGGAAUAUUAUGUUAUCCUUAUCGACGAUGUAGAAUUUAUUUUAAAUUUUCUGUUAGGCUUAUGUUUGGAAGAAAAAAAAGACAUUUCGAAAAUUAAGGAGUUUGUCAUUACGUGCGGUUCCUCCGUGAUUAACUUGUAUAAUGAGUAUUUGAUUAAGAGUAAAAGGAAGGCAACGAAAAAGAAGGCGAACAGAAAAGGUCCAAAGAGUGGAACAAGCAAGAACGGCAAGGGGAAGAAGAAGUUCUCAAGUGGAAAACACCAGUUGGAGGAAUCAGAGGAGGAAAGCUAUUCAGAGGAAGAUGAAGAUUUUAAAUAUUACUCCUCAGACGGAUCUGCGUCAUCUACAGAGGUCAGCAAGAGGGGAAAUUCGAAGAAGGAAAAUAAAGAGCUUGAAGAAGCUUUCCAGAGAAUUUACAAAGUUCUGAACAAAUAUCGCGACAACAAAAAGAGCAACAACAAAAGUGUGGUCGACUUGGUCGUUGUGAUGUUUUAUGGGUGCUUAGGAGCUAACUUGAAAAAGGAAUCCCUUGAGCUGUUAAACAAGCUAAUAGAACAAAUUUUGCACAAGGACACGGACAAUUUUACCCAGAUAGAGAUAAGUGGCAUAAUUCCUAAAUUUAUAGAAAAUUUAAAAAGCGAUAAGGAGGAUUUCGAUGAUGAGUACGAAGAAGAGGAGCUUGAGGAAUUCGAUCAGAUGAAUCCAAACAUGGCAAAGUCAGUAACUAGCAGGAUGAGCAAUUCUAAUAAGAAAAAAACAGUCACCUUUUACAUCGACGGGAAGUUACACAGCUCUCCUAAAGGGGCAAAAGGAGGAGGAGGCACUGUAGCAAUGGCUGAUGACAAAAAGGGUGGAAAUGUAGUGGCACCUGGUGAAGGAAAAGAAAACGAAAGUGAAACGCAACCUGCGGGAGGAAAAAAAGGAAAGAAGAAAAAUAAGGGGGACAAAGGAAACAACAAAGGUAGUAGCAGUAGUAGUAAUACCCUUACUUGUAGUGCCCAAACAGAUGGACUUAUUUACCUGGAAAAUUACGACGUAGGAAUAUUGGUAGAAAAGAUAUUUUCCAUAGUUCAAAGUCACAAAGAUUUGAAAGUGAGGAAAGGGUGCUGUCUACUCUUAGGAAGUGUUGUAAAAGCACACGGAAUGCAUAUACUGAAGAGGUUCAACAUUUUAGGAAAAGUAAAUUGCAAUAUAUAUUCAGAAGAUAUAAUUAAGAGGCAAAGUUUUUACCUUAUGUAUGGAUAUUUAUUUAAAGUGUUGAAGAUAAAAUUCGAGCCCUAUAUUUUAAAGAACUUCAAAUUGCUGCUAGAAUGUUACAAGGAUAAUGUAAAUAAUAUAAAGGUCCUUGGAGUAAGUGUCAUUGAGGAAAUUUUAAAUGUGUUAGGUCAAUAUGGAUUGAAGAAAAUUUUACCCUUUAUAAUUUUCAGCUUAAAAAAUUCUAGCAUUAGAAAUAAAGAUGUGGUGUCAUAUUUGGAUACGCUACAUUUAAUCAUUUGCAAAUUCGACAUUAUCUGUUAUGUGGACAAUCCGACGCUGGUUAAUUUGGUGAACUUACUAUGCGAGUUAGUAUCCGAAACUAAUUCCAAAGUUAGGGAAAUAUGCAUAAGGAUUUUUAACAAGUUGGAGAAGAUGAUACAGAAUGUUGAAAUGAAAAAUAUAAGUAGGCAACUUUUACUAUGUAUUUACUCACCAAAUGAUAAUCAUUUGUGUGAUUUUUUGGAUAUUUUUUCUGCCAUUUCGUUUCAGUACAAAAUUGAUAACAUUUCGCUCUGUCUACUGUUCCCAGUUAUUAAAAAGGGAAUAAAUAACAUCAGGUUGGAUCUGAAGAAGAAGGCUUUGCAAAUUUUAUAUUUCCUAAUUUACUUGGUGAACGAUCAGUCCCUCUUCAUUAUUUACUAUGAUAGUAUUUUCAAAAUUUUAAUUGUUCUUUUGAAUGAUGCUAUUCCAGAGAUAAGAUUCCUUACGGCCAAAUCGGUUGGAAACAUUUGCUACUUCUUAGAUAUGAACAAGAAGCUGUACUACAUACAGUACAUUUUUAACAUCCUCAUUAAUACGGAAUCGUCGGUAGAGAAGAGCGGUGUCUCUUUAUGCCUAUCAUCUAUUCUGGCCAAGUGUUCAGAGACCAUUGCUGAAAACUUUAUAUCUACUGUUGUGCGUCUUAUCGAUGUGAAGAAAUACAUCGAGAUGAAGAAUAGGCAUGGGAAGAGAGCAAAACAAAUAGAGGAUAAGGUGAUUAAAGGUGGAAGGAAAGGAGGCUCUGGAAAAGGCUCCAAAUCGGUCGCAAAAGGAAAAGUCGCAAUUGAAUUCUCCAGUGAGGGGGAGGAGGACGACGACGACGAGGAUGGAGUGCAGUUCGUGGAUAGCGACAUGGAGGAGGGUGCGUAUUCGACCGGAGAGGCGGAGGAAGACUAUGACGACGAUGAGGAUGAUGAGGACGACGAUGAUGACGAAGAGGAAGACGAUGAUGAGGAAGGCGACCACGAGGACCAGAGCAGCGGAGACGAAAUAUACACCCUCUCAGACGAAAGCGAAGAUGAGGAUUUUGAAGCGGACGAAGAGGGUACGUCGUCCAAGGGGGGAAGGUACUACGAAGAGGAGGAAGAAGAUGACGAUGAUGAUGAUGACGACGAGACAGAGGAAGAGGACGAUUCGUUGACCGAAGAAGAAAGCGAUAGUGAUGAUGACGUAUUGAGCAAAAAUUCUGAAAAAAAGUCGACUUACUUGAAUGGACUGUACUUAAUAGAAAAGAACGAAGAUAAUGAUUAUCGCAUCCAGAUAGAUGACGAUUUGGCAAAUUGGAACCUGGUGUAUGAUAAGAAAAUUAUAAAAAAUGAUAACUCGAAGGAGGGACUCAUUGGCUUCUUCAUAUACAUCCCGGAAUGUGCCCCGAGAUAUACAGAGAAAUUUUUAAAAAAAAUAUUGCAAAAGUUGCUACUCUGCCUUAACGACACAAGUGAGAAAAUAAGGGACAUAGCCCUGAGGUCAUGUAAAGUGUUGAUCAGCAUAUUUUCCAGAGACAACACAUCACUCAUUUUGAAGUUCAUCGAAAAUAAGAUAUAUAAUAGCUACUGGAGAAUCAGGAAGGAUACGGUACUUUUGCUCAAUGUAUUGAUUGAGAAAAAUAUAGAAAUUAAUAAGGAAGAGAAGGACAUAGAAACAUUGAACUUGUUGCACGAGAGGUUUUACUUCAUGUUAUCGCUCAUAUGCAUUAUGAGAAAUGAUAAGAACAUAAAUGUGAGGCAAACCGCUUAUAGUAUUUAUAAAAACUACGUAAAUAAAAGAAUAUUACAGGAAAUGUGGCCAAUACUGCUAAAAAAGAUCACGCAGAACUUGUCCUCAAGGAGUACGUCAAAGCAAAUCAUCAGCGCGUCAGCAUUGAGCGAUUUAGUUUUCAAGACAGACUCAAAUAAUUUGGAGAGCAUAUUAGAAAAUAUGGUCAACGAGUUUAAAACGACAAAGUGUACCUCCAUCAGAAAAGGAAUCUCCCUCGGAUUUUGCGAAAUUUUUUCCCAAAAUAAGUACCAUAACUUUGUUGUUACACAUGUUCAUAAUAUUAUUUACAUGAUUAAAGAAUUGGCAAAUCAGAAAAAUACAGGAGAUCUAAUAAAAUCACUCUCCUUAUUGCUAAAAAAUAUUGACCAAGUAGUUUUGAAGGGCAUAAUUAAUGAUUUUGUUACUGACGUUAUGAUUGCCAGUGAAAAUAGAAAUAGCCUGAAAAAGUUUACUUCCAAGCAGUAUAUCAGUUUUAAGAGCAUUAAAAUCUUCCUAAAUGUGCACACAGAAUUGGUUAUUGAUAUUAUUGUGGACAAAGCCUUGGUACCUCCCUACAGUGCUGCGAAGAUGAAGCUCUUGUCCUACGUUUCGUACGCCAAGUUGAGCAAUUACACUGUCCUGUUUAGGAAACUUAUGCACAUUUUUAUUAAUUUGAUACUGGGCGGGCUGAGGGAAUUUAGGAGUCAUGGCUUUGACAUGAAAAACUACUCCGCGGUUGUAUCGUACAGCAUGGACGAUAAUGCACAGGAGGGAGGGGUAAAUGAGGUCGUUUCGAAGGAGGAGUUAAAAAUGGGAAAAUCCGACGAGGAAGAGGAGGUGGACGAUGAAGAAGAAGAGGAUGAUGAUGAAGACGAUGAUGAGGACGAAGAGGAUGAAGAAGAGGACAAUGGAGCCUUCCAAACGGAUAUGAAAAUACAAGACAUUAUAAUUUCCCUUAAGAGCUUCCUAAAAAAUAUAAGCGAUAGAAAUGUGGACACACUGACGGAGAUCCUCUUUGCCGAGCUGCGAAAAAACGAUGGCGAGGCUGAUUUGUCCUACGGAGGUUUGGAAAAAUUGGAAGACGAGGAAAAACGCCCAAAUGGAAACAAGGCGCAGGGCCAAAGCACAGAUUUGAGCUGCAUGCAUAAUUACGCCAAAAUAUGCAGCGCAGGCAAAUUAGCUGAACUGAAAAAAUUCGAAAGCACAAAGAGAAGUGGAAAAGUGAGGGAAAUAAUUCUGUCCAUUUUUAAGUACAUGUUGGAUAUCAUAAAUGAAGGGGAUAUCUGUGUACUGAAUAACGAAUGCCUGGCAGCACACAGUUCAAAUGCGACAGAGCCGAGCAGUAGCCGUAAUAAGGGAAAGAUACAACGAAAGAAACGGGUGCACAUACUACACUCGGAUAGAAUAAUUACGUACCUAAGUAAGAUAUCAAAGUAUGCACUAAUAGAUAUUAACAAGAAGGUAUUGGAAAUCGGGUCCAUCAUAUAUAUGUACCUAAUUGAGCUGAUAAAAAUGCUGGACAGUAACUACUGUUACGUGGAAACGGUCCAAGAUGUUAUAAAUAAGUACAGCAGUGAUAGCAAUUUGGCUCAAGUGCCAGAUGGGAAAUACGAAAUUGUAGGGUUAAAUAUGAACAAGAAAUUGUUCGCCUCAUUGGUAGGUAUGUGCACACAUGUAAUUCUCAUGUCGACAAAUCCAAAUGUGAAAAUCAAAGCAAUCGAUAUCGUAAGGAUGAUAUUCUUAUAUACCAAUAAAGAGGUGUCGAGUCCCCAAAUUCUGAAGGUAUCUGGAAUUCUAAUAAGAGUGUUAACGAAUAAAUAUAUUGAGCAAGCCAAAAUUUACAUCUUCUCAACAUUUGAAGUGUUAAUUAGGAAAGGUAGCAAUUUUAUUCGACCUUUAAUUCCCCAAUUGCAAACGUGCAUAAUAAAAUCUCUUAGCAAUGAAAAAUUGAAAAAUCAAAUUAUUCACAUUUUGAAUAUCAUUUCAGAGAAGAAGCUUUCCAGGGUAGAUUUGCUUAUUAAUGAUUUGCUGAACAAUAUUAAUAUACAGACAAAUCCCCAGCAGUCUAUAACGAUUUUUAUGAUUUUGUCCAACAUUUUAAGCAGUCCCGAUGUGAACAUAAAGAAUAUUUUGAACAAAAUUAUUAAUUCGGUAAAGUCAAAUUUGGUGCAUAGCAAUUUGAACAUAUCUUUUUACGCAUGCAAAAUUUAUGUGCUGUUAAUAUUUUUUCACUUGCCAAAUAAAAAGCAAUACUUGGAGUCUAUUCUUGUACCGGAAAAAGAGAGGGUUGAUUUUAGUACCUACUAUUUUGUUCUACACAUAAGUGAAAUAAGUAAUUUUUAUGACAUUCUGAAGAGGGAAAAUAUGAUGGAGUGUUUUAAGCAAGUGUAUGAAAAUAUAUUAAAGGAUGAAAUUAACAGUUUGCAAAACGUUUCCUACCAGAUAUUUUAUAAUAUGUCCAAGCAGGAUGAGGAGUGCAUUUCCUUUGUAUAUGGUUUGCUUCCAUAUUUGAAGCUACCCCCCAUGACAGUAAUUUCCGUGGAAAUUCACCGGUACUAUUUUAAGGGCCUGAGGAAUAUCUUUAAAAAAUACCCUGGCAUUUACAAGGAAAAUGAGCCCAUCUUUUUACUUAUAUUGGAUAACCUCCAACUAGCCCUAUCGAACACUGUUCAAGUGUUUAAGUCACUGGGAGAAAGGUGCGCAAAGCACGUUCUCGAAAUAAAUGACGAACCUCAACAUAAAGCCAAAAUGAAUUUCCUAAAAGACCACAUGGAAGGGACAAAAUAUAAUCUACUGCUUGAACAGGUAAAUCGACUUUUGGCGAAGAAGCAUAACAUAAAAUCGGACUCGGAAUAA